AUGAUUCUGGUUCUCUUGACCAACAGUAAGGUUUUCGUUAUCCUGUCUCAUGAUCUCAAUUUUCUCCCGGAUCGUCACAUUCUCCUGCUUCAGGACUUCGUAGCCAUCUCUCAACUCGUUUUCUUGGCCAACUCUGAGAUUUUCGUUAUCUUGUCUCAUGAUCUCAAUUUUGUCCCGGAUCGUCACAUCCUCCUGCUUCAGGACUUCGUAGCCAUCUAUCAACUCGUCAGUUUUCUUAUUCUGGUUCUCUUGGCCAACUCUGAGCUUUUCGUUAUCCUGUCUCAGGAUCUCAAUUUUGUCCCGGAUUGUCACAUUCUCCUGCUUCAGGACUUCGUAGCCAUCUCUCAACUCCUCAGUUUUCUUAUUCUGGUUCUCUUGACCAACAGUAAGGUUUUCGUUAUCCUGUCUCAUGAUCUCAAUUUUCUCACGGAUCGUCACAUCCUCCUGCUUCAGGACUUCGUAGCCAUCUCUCAACUCGUUCUCUUGGCCAACUCUGAGAUUUUCGUUAUCCUGUCUCAGGAUCUCAAUUUUGUCCCGGAUCGUCACAUUCUCCUGCUUCAGGACUUCGUAGCCAUCUCUCAACUCGUCAGUUUUCUUCUUCUGGUUCUCUUGACCAACUCUGAGCUUUUCGUUAUCCUGUCUCAGGAUCUCAAUUUUGUCCCGGAUCGUCACAUCCUCCUGCUUCAGGACUUCGUAGCCAUCUCUCAACUCCCAAUCCGACUGCAACAGCUCCUCUUUCGAUAUGUGUACUCCAUCGGACUUCUACAGCGACUCAAAGCCUCCCUGGUGGUCCAGAAACACUGCCCCCUCCGCGAUACAUAA
Messenger RNA from Darwinula stevensoni, 822 nucleotides. Lineage: Eukaryota; Metazoa; Arthropoda; Ostracoda; Podocopida; Darwinulidae. The record is from the annotation of a GenBank genome assembly.